Pipistrellus nathusii (Nathusius's pipistrelle) is the source of this 510-nucleotide messenger RNA. NCBI's taxonomy places the organism in Eukaryota, Metazoa, Chordata, Mammalia, Chiroptera, Vespertilionidae. The record is from the annotation of a GenBank genome assembly.
AUGCUGGUGCUCCUGGCUUUCAUCAUCAUCUUCCACAUCACCUCCGCGGCCUUGCUCUUCAUCGCCACCAUCGACAAUGCCUGGUGGGUAGGAGACGGAUUUUUUGCAGAUGUCUGGAAAAUCUGCACCACAGAGAACUUCACCAAUUGUACAGACAUCGACGACAGCUUUUCCCAUUACUCCACGAUGCAGGCGGUCCAGGCCAGCAUGAUCCUGUCUACCAUUCUCUGCUGCAUCGCCUUCUUCAUCUUCCUGCUCCAGCUCUUCCGCCUCAAGCAGGGAGAGAGGUUUGUCUUAACCUCCAUCAUCCAGCUCAUGUCGUGCCUGUGCGUCAUGAUUGCAGCUUCCAUCUACACAGACCGACGCCAAGACAUUCACCGAGGAAACAGCGAGUUCUAUCUUCAGACCGCAGAAGGCUCGUACGGCUACUCCUUCAUCCUGGCCUGGGUGGCCUUCGCCUUCACCUUCAUCAGCGGCCUCAUGUACCUGAUCCUGAGGAAGCGCAAAUAG